Molecule: messenger RNA, 2680 nt
Organism: Penaeus chinensis
Lineage: Eukaryota; Metazoa; Arthropoda; Malacostraca; Decapoda; Penaeidae
Product: nucleoporin NUP188-like
Exons: 15
Coding region: 236-2440 (734 amino acids)
Biological process (GO): protein import into nucleus; RNA export from nucleus
Cellular component (GO): nuclear pore inner ring
Molecular function (GO): structural constituent of nuclear pore
Source: RefSeq, a predicted model, not a curated record
GUCGAGGGUCCGGCUCUUCCCUUCCUCGUUUGUUUACAUCAACUUCAAAACAUGACGAAAGUCCCGUGCUGAAAACCUUUAGAAUUAUUCAUUUCUCUUGCGAUCAUGGUCAACAUAGAGGACUUUGAGCUUGUCAGUGGAAAGGCGCUGUGGGGUGUCAUAUGCGGCACAUAUGUUCUCCCUUCAGAUGAGGUUGUUGGUGCAGAGCUCCAGCUGGCAGUAGAGCACCUCCGGCAUGGCCUCUCAGCUUAUACCGACCCCAGUGGGGAUCACUAUGAGAAAUGGGAGAAAACCGCACAGGUGUCCAAGGCAGAGAAGGCGUUUGUCAAGAAGCUGUCAGGUGCUUUUGAAACUCUCAGCGACACACAGCUGGCAGAUGUUCCAGCUGUUCCUCCUGAAUGAGUACCGAGGGGCUGAGGCCUCACUCUCUGAAGUUUUGGCCAGCCAGCGCGAUGAGGAGACCUUCUUGGGCAAGCUUUGGAACUUCUACUUGGCGGACCGACUCCACCUCAUCCGCUGCCUAAGACAUGUAGUGGCCAACACAGCUAACCCACAGCACCCAUACCAGAGUCUGUUCCACAACUUCAUGCAAGAUGUCCUGGACAAAGACGGCACCCUUGGGGAGAGCCUUGUCAACCAGGUAAUGCUGUGCACUAAGAUGGCCCCACCCACACCCCAGUCCCACGGCCCACACCUCCCUCCACAUGGCCCCACGACCUGGCUGGCGCACCACCUGGCCGAGCUGCGUGAGGUGCUGGCCACGCUGCUUGUCUACUAUGGGAGCACAUCACAGUCACCAACUCCUGAAACAUUUCUCAAACUAGUUCAGUUGGCACAGGGAGGUGGCCUUGGAGGACGGCCAGAGAUUCAGGAGGGCAUAAGGGAAAGUCAUGCCCCACUGGUUGAAGCUCUCGAUGGUGCCCACGUCCUGCUCCUAACCCUCAUCAUCAAUGCUGACUCACCCAUCAGUGACAAUAAACUCUGUGAUAGUGCCUGGGUCAAGAAGCUAGACCCCACCAUGGCUGGCUUGGGAGCCCGUACACCCCACCUGGCCCCCUUGCUGGCUUGGGCUGUCCUACAGCUCAGGGCAUCUGAUGGGGGACCAAAAGGCAACCCAAGGAUGUACAACAAGCUAGCACAAAGAGCCGUCCAUGGCAACGUGUUUGCCUACCUCCAGACGGCACUCAAUAAUACGUCAAUACAGGGAGAUGAACUGCUAGUGCGGCUUGCAUCUUCAGUCGUGUAUUCCCUCAUGUGUGCUGCGGCAGGAUGCCUUGACCUAGAGCGAAUGGGAUGCCUUUCUGUCCUUAAUACCCUGGCCAAGAGGUGCCUUGCUCAAGACCCUCCAGCACAACUCUUUUGGGCUGAGGAAGGUGGUGGAGCUGGACUGUUACUGCCACAGGCAAUAGAGGUUUUCCCCUACGAUGUUCAACCCUUGCUGUCCCUCAUGAGUGCUCUGGCUGUUGCAAAUACAGAGAGCUGCCAGAAGGUAAUAGAACUUCUGACAGAGCUGCCAAACCUAUCCUGGGUGCUGACGCAAAGUGACCAGAGGAGCAUUCAGAUCAGAGGCAAUGACUGCAUAACCACAGCUCCUCUGCAGGUCCUUCCGUCAUUGACCAUUGGAGCAGACACACGUGGCACCUUGAUCUCCACAAACCCUCCUGUUGUAUCCUGGCACAUGCCCACAAAUGCAUGGCAAGCUCUUUUGGGGGUCAUGAAACUUCUUGAUGAAGAGGUAAGUGGAGGGGCAAGCAUUCCCGACCAGAAGCUCAUGGACACAGUAUCAGCUACGCUCCGCCUUCUGGCUUCCCUCUUGACUACACUCCCCGAUCAUCUGCCAGCAUUCAUCCACUUCAUCCAGCAGACAAUAGUGCUGUUACGCAGAAUAUCUCAAGUCAGUCGGCCACCGGGACAGCUGGUAGCAACACUCAUGGAGUUUCUGACAGAGGUUUCAACACAGGACCCUAAGUUGGUGUGGAAUGAACUUGAGAGCUGCCCUCUCCUACCCUUCCUUGCUGCCCCACACAAAUCUGGUGGGUUGACUGGAACAAAGAAAGGGAAAGUAGACCCCUUCCUUGGGUAUCGUGCUGGUGCCCUCAGAGCCCUAGUCUGCGGUGAAGAGGCAGCAACUGGGAAAUACCCCAUCCUGAGCUCCUAUACGCGCUUAUUGAUUUGUGGUGUGAAGGAUGGCUUCAGCAGUGGGAGUGUAAACGGGGGUGUGGUGUUUGUAGCAAGGGAGGUGACCGGAGCCUUGCUAAGAUGGUGCUACAAUUCCCAAGAAGAGAGAGACACUGUCCUUAAUCUCUGUCUGGCCCUUCUUCACCACACUCUAGAGGCCUCAGACAUAGAUACCAGUGUUCGUGACUUGGUGGUCAAACAUUUGGUGGAUAGUAGCAGUGCCUGGGCAGACUCUGCUGUCAGUGGUAGUUGGUGGAGCUAACUUGGAGAUAGCUAUCAACCACCCAAUGCACUCACCCAUCUCCACCCAUGCGCACAGACUCACACGAACGGCCCAGAUGGCUCUCUCCAUCUUGCACAGGCUUGUAGGCGAAGACACCAGCAUGGACGGACUAAAUCAGCUUCUCCGUGCAGCUCCAACCCCCAAUACACCUCUGAGUGGAGGACGCUUGCAUAGUAGCACCUCCCCUCAUUUGGCUUUGACUGUUGCUUUGUAUGCACA